CAUGACUUCAUCAGCAGCUAACACCAGGCGGACUCUUUCCGCCACUUCAAACAAUUUCUCAAAGUCUUCGCCGAGGGCCCACAGAAGCGAGAACGUUUGCACUCCAUCCUGGGUGGCAAACAAGACCUCGUUAUCCCCGCCACUCUGUUUAGCGGGUGGCCGUUGUAGGGACCUACCUGCACCAACAGGCGGCGUGCUUCCCUGGGUACCCGCCGCACGCACUGUGCAUGCGCGAAGAAUGCAUAAUGUGCACGUUAAAGUAAGGUUCCCACCAUCAGCCUCGCACACCCUUAUUUAAGAAACACCAGCUGGAGAUCACCCGUCGGUGGUAGCCUUGCAGACUUCACCAGACCGCUUUUUUACGCCCUUGUCUUAUUGGGCCACGGCUGGAUGUUCUUCAUCUGCUAUUUGUGUAUCUUCUUACUCUGAAGCAUGUCUUCAUCGCACCGAUCAGAGCAUGUUCUUGCCUCCCUUUGCUUGUCGUCGCCGCAGUCAUACAAAGUGAGAAGCCGUGUGAGACAAUCUAAAGAUCCGGAAGCAGGGGUCCAGUUGAGACACCUUCUUCCCGCCAAGAGAGUGCGGGGCGACUGGCUGGCGAGGAUGCUCGUGGCCUGUCACGUGAUCAGCAUGUGCAGGGCAUGCACACCGCAAAGCCCGUGCACGUCGUGCUCCGUGCUGGCCACCGUGGCUGACCACGCGGACUGCACGCGCUACUUCACCUGCAGCUUCGGGCGCAUCUACGCGCCGCAGCGGUGCAGCAAGGGCAUCUACUCACCUGUCUACGGCAUGUGCGUGGAGGGGGAUGCUGCCACGUGCCGGCGAGACGACCCGCCCUCUGUUAUUUCGCAACCAUCCCCACAGACUCUGGCACCGGACCACGGGAAAGGUCUUACAACCCGAAAGUCAGGUUUCGAUUUUGGGAGCACCAAACAGCCCCUUGCAGCACUCUCCGCAAAAAUCACGGGAAUCAAUUCAGGUCUGUGUGGUGUGCGAACCUCGCGCUACAUCGUCGGCGGCUCAGGCACCGAGCCUGGAGACUGGCCCUGGCAGGUGUCCUUAAGGUUCUACGAUCCCGGAAGUGCGAAGUCCUGGCACUUUUGCGGCGCAACCUUAGUGUCCAGCAGGUGGGCCAUGACAGCGGCCCACUGCGUGCUUAGACAUGCGCCUAGUAGUUUACAGAUCGUUGCUGGCGCUUCAGACUUACACACCACCGUCCCAGGAGAGAUCCACAUGCAGGUCAAGACAAUCAAAGUGCAUCCAGGCUACGUAGACUACGGGAACUUUCCCAACGACAUUGCGUUGAUAGAGUUAGCAGACGACAUCGCCUUCGACGGUUCCAACUUGGCGCGACCUGCCUGUCUACCUCAACAAAACGAGAAGAUGGUGGAGGAGACACCCGCCUCACCCCUCGAGAAUGACUCCAAGGGAUGCUGGGUCACCGGCUGGGGGUCAACACUGGGCACAGGUGCUCAGUUUCGGUUGAAGAAAAUCAAACAGAACAUCGUGGACCCGAAAGACUGCCGCUCGCAGUGGGCCAGCUACAUUCAGCCCUACCACGUCUGUGUCGGAGACGGCAGUAGCGGAGCCUGCAGGGGCGAUUCAGGCGGACCCCUUGUUUGCAGCAAGAAAGGUCGUUUCUUCCUGGUAGGCGUGGUGUCAUGGGGAGAGGACACCUGCCGACUGAAAGGUUAUCCAAACAUUGCAACGGGUGUCUCAUCCUAUCGUGACUGGAUUGAUUUUGUUGUGGCUUCUACAUAGGUACAAGAGGGGAAAGAAUUUUGUAAAUAAAUGUGCAGGAGCACUCCAUAUUCACUAUUCUUGCUUUUGCUCAUAAAUAUAUGAUCGAGAAAUGAAAUAAUAGAUCAAGGCAAAGCAAAAGCAAACAUCAGAAGCUAUUUUCAUAUACUUUUUCGGGUUUUUUUUUUUUUUGGUAGAAUGGUAACAUUGAUGGAAGAUUUAUAAGAAGCUUGUGGCAAGCUGGUUCUGUUAAAGCAAGCUGGAUUUGAUGGUGACUGAGAAAUGUGCACUACUCUGUACCUGCUCAUUCUAUUGAUCUGAUGCAGGAAUUUUUAAUGAGAAACAGUUUUGUUGUUUCUAUAAGAGAGCAGUAUUUCAUGAAUUAUGACAUAGUAUUACCAGAGUUUAUUCCCAUCCAUACCCUCCCCACACACCUCAUUUCACUACUUCAGAGUCUUUGAGAUGCUGAGCAACCUGCUGUGUAAGGGGGAACUUCCAAUGAGGUCAAGAAUCAAAUCAAAUCAAACUUUAUUGUCUGUCGAGGAACACAAGAAAGAAAUUUUCUUUUGGUCACAAACACAUAUAAUAUGAUGGGCGGGCAUACACACUCAUACAGACAUUUAACAUACAUGCGCACCUACACAUUCUCACAAACAAAUAGGUUUUGUCGCAGGUGCCAGUAGACCUACGAGUCCUCGUGUCUUUUAUUUAGGAUGGUGAUGGCUGCUGGCACGAAGAAGUAUUUUCUAUAUAUAAGAUGAAGUUUUUAGCAAACAUGAUAGUCUAAAGCAUUAAAAAAGAAUUGCCCAUGAUGAUGAAAAUCAAAAAUUCUAUGAAGGAAAUUAUACUUCAUUUUAUUUCAGACACUUAUGAUCAGGAACAGCAGCAGCUGUCACAUUUAAAUGAUUGCAAACAUCAGGCAUCCAAGCAAAAGGAAAACUAAACCCUAAUAAUAUAUGCAACUAACAAUGCUUUAUGCUCGUUGGUUCUAACACUUAUUGAACAUGCCAAGUAUUUCUUUACAUGAUUUUACAAGUAAACUGCCUCUGAUCACAAACAGAAUACAGUGUACAUCACACUUUAUAAAUGCAAUAGGCUCUACAUCACAUGCACUAAUAUCUAUAAAGGUAUACAAUCGGCAUAUAAUAAAGUACAGCUAAUGAUGCCAGCUAUCACAGAUUAUUCGCUUUUUCAGUUUUCAAUUUUACACUUUCAAGACAUUCUGCCUAUUUCUUACUCUAAUAAAACACACAUAUAUAUAUAUAGCUGUGUAGUGUAGCAGACUUGGGAGGGGGAGUGGAGGAAGAGAAAGGAGAAAGAAAUAAGCAUCAAACACACACUAUUUUCUAAUUCCCUUCUGAUCUCAUUAAGCUUUGAUAAUACUUUAAUUCGACCAACCAAAAACAAUCCUUAGAUCCUUAACCUUUUUUUUUUUUUUUUUGGUUUUUGUAUGCAUAGGGUUAAGGGAAUGUCUAAAUGCAGUUUUCUACAUUUUAAACAGGUCGGCAAGGUUUAUCACACCAAGUGCAUGUCAAAUUAGAGUUUAUUUUCAUUAGCACAACAGUAACUUAUUUCACUUUAUAGCUCAUGAGUAGCAAAAUUCUUAUUAUUAUUGUGACUAUCAGUGAUUUACUAAACUAGUUUUUGAUCAAAUACAGUGUCUUCAUGAAAUAAAUAUAAAAAGUAAAUCUACAUCAUCUAAGCCAAUAUGUAAUUUCUAAUUGUAGUUGCUACAUAUUUUGAAAGGUUUUCUCAGUUUUGAAAACAUUAGUAUUUUUAAAGUAUAGUAAGCAGGGCGUUUGACAAAAUUAUGUGGGACUUCUCCACACCUCUUGUUUGCAAGCCAGUUUUAUUUAGAAUGUCACAAAGCAUGACCAAUCUGUCAACAAACUACAAGAAAAUUUAACACAGACUAAUUGACUUAUGCUCAAGUGUCAUGCAUUAAAUACAUUAGCUAUUCAUAUUAGACAUGCAUCUAUUAAGACUUCUA
This is a messenger RNA of Pomacea canaliculata, 3727 nucleotides long. RefSeq names its product trypsin-1-like. Gene Ontology annotation, biological process: proteolysis. The record is from RefSeq and is a predicted model, not a curated record. Bases 433 to 1758 code for a protein of 441 amino acids. The transcript is spliced from 6 exons. Gene Ontology annotation, cellular component: extracellular region. Gene Ontology annotation, molecular function: serine-type endopeptidase activity; chitin binding. NCBI's taxonomy places the organism in Eukaryota, Metazoa, Mollusca, Gastropoda, Architaenioglossa, Ampullariidae.